Messenger RNA from Wallemia ichthyophaga EXF-994, 585 nucleotides. RefSeq names its product N-lysine methyltransferase see1. The record is from RefSeq and is a predicted model, not a curated record. Gene Ontology annotation, biological process: peptidyl-lysine monomethylation; peptidyl-lysine dimethylation. The transcript has 6 exons. NCBI's taxonomy places the organism in Eukaryota, Fungi, Basidiomycota, Wallemiomycetes, Wallemiales, Wallemiaceae. The coding region runs from base 1 to 585 and encodes 194 amino acids. Gene Ontology annotation, cellular component: cytoplasm. Gene Ontology annotation, molecular function: protein-lysine N-methyltransferase activity.
AUGGCCCAGGUGGAAGAUCUACCUUCGUCCAGGCUAGGAACGAAGGAGCACUGGGAUGAUGUAUAUGAACGGGAAGUCAAUAAUUUUGAAGAGAUAGGUGAAGAGGGAGAAAUAUGGUUCGGUGAAGAUAGCGUCGAGAAGAUGGUUGAUUGGGCUUUAGAUAAUGCAACGCCUGAAGAGAGUGGCCCGAGUGUGCUAGAUAUGGGAACCGGCAACGGUCAUCUAUUGUUCGAAUUGGUUAGCAACGGCUAUGAUGGCCAGUAUUUGAAGGGCGUUGACUACAGUCCUGCUUCUAUUAAGCUUUCUUACAACAUAGCCAAGAGCAGAGGCAAGGACUGUGAAGCAGUCUCGUUUGACGUGUUAGAUGUACUCGAUCAACAGCAGAUCAAUCGGCUAGGUGAAUGGGACAUCGUGAUGGACAAAGGGACAUUUGACGCUAUCUGUCUAUCGACUGGCUCAAACCGCCUUUUAUAUGCCAAGCACGCCGCGGACUUGGUGCGAAAAGGCGGUAAGCUUCUGAUUACAUCGUGUAACUUCACGGAGGAAGAGAUAAAAUCAACUUUCCUCAACCAAGACAGUGAGUAG